CAACGCCGUACUUUAUUUUUUUUUUGUCUAUCGAUCGAAUUUCUCGACAGGGAGAUUGUCAGCGAGUACUGCCGCGAGGUCAGGCGGCUCGGGCUCCGGCUUCUCGGCAUGAUCUCCCUCAGCCUCGGCCUCGAGGAGGACUACAUCGAGAAGGCCCUCGGCGAGCAGGAGCAGCACAUGGCCGUGAACUACUACCCGCAGUGCCCGGAGCCGGAGCUCACCUACGGCCUACCCAAGCACACGGACCCCAACGCCCUCACCGUCCUCCUCCAGGACCCCAACGUCGCCGGCCUCCAGGUCCUCAAGGACGGCAGCCGGUGGAUCGCCGUCAACCCCCGGCCAAACGCUUUCGUCAUCAACCUAGGCGACCAGCUGCAGGCUCUGAGCAACGGCGCGUACAAGAGCGUGUGGCACCGCGCGGUGGUGAACGCGGCGCAAGAGCGCAUGUCGGUGGCAUCUUUCCUGUGCCCGUGCAACAGCGCGGUGAUCAGCCCGGCGGCGGGGCUCGUCCGCGACGGGGACGCGCCCGUGUACCGGAGCUACACCUACGACGAGUACUACAGCAAGUUCUGGAGCAGGAACCUGGACCAGGAGCACUGCCUGGAGCUCUUCAGAUGCGCCCAGCUGCAGCUCCAGUAACAAUUUGGCACUACACUGCUGGAGGGUUUGCUUUGCUUGUAAACUAAUAGGUUUGAUUGGCUCGCUUGUUUCGUGAAACAUCGUACGCCGGCCGGCGGCAUUCCGUGCCCGAAUGUGGUACCCGGCCGCUUCGGCGGGCAACCACG
This is a messenger RNA of Panicum hallii, 785 nucleotides long. Its product is annotated as flavanone 3-dioxygenase 2-like. NCBI's taxonomy places the organism in Eukaryota, Viridiplantae, Streptophyta, Magnoliopsida, Poales, Poaceae. The record is from RefSeq and is a predicted model, not a curated record. The transcript has 2 exons. The annotation marks the transcript as partial.